AUGGGCCACGUGGCAAAAGACUAUUGGACCAAGAAAAAGCCUGUUGAAAGUAAUACUACUACUUCCAGUUCGAAGGAGAAUAGUGAAGAUGGUUGGGAUGCUGAAGCGGUAUUUGCUAAGGAGGAAGAAGAAUUUGCUCUCACGGAAAUAACACCAGAACGAAUUGACUACAAGAAUAACUGGAUCUUUGCAAUGGAGAUGAUCAACUUAAAGCUAUCAUUCGCUAGGAAUCUAAACCAACAAGGUUUGAGCCCCCUCCACAUUGCCGUCGAGAAAAGGCAUAAAGUGAUGAUGCUACUUCUCUUGGAAAUCGAUAGCAAUCUUGCUCACGUCAAAGGGAAGAAGGGAGAGACUCCUCUACACUACAUUAGUAAAUAUCCUGAAUGUUAUGACUCGAAAUCGUACUGCCUUGCACAUAGCAGUGGAAAACAAAAGAUUGGAUGUUCUCCAAGUCCUAAUCGAAACACUCAGGAAGAAGACUAUCACCACAAAGUGGUGAAUCAAAAGGACGAAGACGGAAAUACUGCACUGCACUUGGCCGCUAGCAAUAAUCAACUCCAGAUGCUUCAAUUACUAUUAAACUGCAAGGCUGAUAAGCAUGCCACCAAUCAAGAUGGUCUGACGGCAGUGAGAAUUGCACAACAACAUGAUAAUAGAGAAUGCAUUACUCUUCUGCAGGGUUGUUUUAUUCCGGUAAUUUCAAAAAUAAAAUGUAAGUCGGAGAAACAACUCCUUAAGUAUGCGAAGAAAGCAUCAUCGUUGAUUUUUCACGAUAUGGAUAAUAUAUCGAGCGACGACCGCAAUGCCUUGCUAGUAAUUUUAGCACUGCUUCUAACUGCAACAUACCAAGCCGCUCUUAGCCCACCUGGUGGCAUUUGGCAGGGUGACAAUACCUCAAAGUACAAAGGGUCAUACGAUCAAACGGUGCCCGGGACAUCAGUCUUAGAUGAUAUAUCUUUUUUUAUUUUCUAUUUUCCGACCUACGUUGUGUUCAUUGUGACUUUCUUCCUUACACUAACCCUGCUCAAACCUUUUCCCCAUGGGUUCAGGACAGCACUUCAAGUACUACUUGCUGUUUUCGCAGUAUGCUUCGACCUAUCAAUAAAGUACAUUGCACCCACCAGAUUAGCACAUCAUGUUAUGAUUAUAUUUCCGGUAACGGUCUUUAUUUCAACCGUGUUCAUGUUACGUACGUAUCCGAUGUCAAAACUUAGUGCCGGAAUUUUAGCGUUUUGGUUCUCCCCUGUAUAUUUAUUGUUCAUCAUUCAUGGUGGAGAUAUAGUUUUAGGAAAUAUAAUUCAGGGAUGUUGGUUAUUCUUGUUCCUAUAUGAUGAAUUCUGGGAAGGAACAAUUAUACUUGUAGUAUAUUCUUUAUCCACUACCAUGCCUGCAAUCGCAUGGCAUGGUAUUCCCAGGUUUACAAAUUGUAUACCAUUUGGAGGAUGCUGGCUGUUCCGUAGUCUAUGCAGAUUCUGCAUAAACUGGUUUCUGAUCCAUAGAGUGUGA
This is a messenger RNA of Hibiscus syriacus, 1506 nucleotides long. RefSeq lists its product as uncharacterized. Lineage: Eukaryota; Viridiplantae; Streptophyta; Magnoliopsida; Malvales; Malvaceae. The record is from RefSeq and is a predicted model, not a curated record. The transcript has 4 exons. Bases 1 to 1506 code for a protein of 501 amino acids. Gene Ontology annotation, molecular function: protein binding.